Molecule: messenger RNA, 5775 nt
Organism: Girardinichthys multiradiatus
Lineage: Eukaryota; Metazoa; Chordata; Actinopteri; Cyprinodontiformes; Goodeidae
Gene: mtmr4
Product: myotubularin related protein 4
Exons: 16
Coding region: 1003-4341 (1112 amino acids)
Biological process (GO): dephosphorylation; regulation of autophagy
Molecular function (GO): protein phosphatase binding; phosphatidylinositol-3,5-bisphosphate 3-phosphatase activity; metal ion binding
Source: RefSeq, a predicted model, not a curated record
UCAGUACAAAUAACACAAGUGUCUGAGUGAAUACUGCUGCCGCAUUGCCACGCCAUUUCAGAGGCCAAUAGCAGCAAAAGAGGAGGGUUUAGUGUUUAGUUUGGGCACACACAGGCUAUUCCCUUUCACCCCAUGUGUAUUUUAUAAACGCAUAACUGAGCUUACGAGGCAAAUAAAGCGGAGGAAUUUACAUGGCGAUCUUGCAACAUGGGUUUAGCCCUGUUUUAGCAUAGUUUGUUGUACCAACAUCGUACCACAGAAGUUGCAGGCUCUAUGAUCUACCAACUAAAAGGGUGGAACGUGACAUCCAAGUUUUAAAGCCCAGCCCCUACUGGCACUGCUGUCCACUCCUGUUGACGUCAAGCCUUGCUCAAAUACAAAUGAGUAUAUUGUUUGUCCUCACUGGCAGUGAAAUAUCUCCUUUCCAAAUCCUUGUCAAGUUUUCCAGCAGGAUUCAGUUUCUGGAAACAGUGGCAGGAUCUUUAAAGUGAGUAGGGAAAGAGGACUGAUCACCUGGACAUUAAAUAAGCUACUUCAGAAACAGAAUAACUCAGUUUAUAUGUCACAGCAAACCGUCCCCAUACUACUGAUUACCCAACCGUUCAGACUUCUGCCUUGACCCUAGCUGCACAGAUGAAAUGAAGCCACGACCCCUCACCCACAUGUCCUUUCACAACCUCACCCCAUACUUCUAAGCUGUUUUUGCCCUUUGCUCCCAUCAGUGUUUGUCUUUCUUUCUCACCAUGAUCUAUGUUUGAUUUAGACAUGUGCUGCUAGUAGCACAUCCACUCAGUUAGCUUUCAUCUUGCAUUCUUUGCUGUUUUUUUUCCUUUUAACUCUUCAUUUCCGUUUUGUCUCCUAAGCUUUUUGGGUUUAAUUUCUUUCCCAUUCCCUCCCUCUCUGUGUGUGCUUCAUGGUGGCACUAUGUUUUAGACCUACCCUGCUGUGGACAAUGAGAUCUCUGUGCCGCUGAGGCUGAUAGAAAGUGUGGAAAGCAGAGAAAUGUUCCAGCUGCACAUCAUCUGCAAAGACUCCAAAGUUGUCAGAUGCCACUUUGCAACAUUCAAGCAGUGCCAGGAGUGGGUGAAGCGCCUGAACUGGGCCAUAGCCCACCCAUCCCGCCUGGAGGACCUGUUUGCCCUGGCCUAUCAUGCUUGGUGUCUUGGAGCCAGCGCAGAUGAUGAAGACCAGCACGUUCACCUCUGUCGCCCAGGGGACCAUGUGCGUCACAGAAUGGAAAUGGAGGUCAGGAGGAUGGGCUUCGACACGCAGAACGUUUGGAGAGUGUCUGACAUCAACUGCAACUACAAGUUGUGCUCCAGCUACCCGCAGAAGCUUCUGGUUCCAAUCUGGAUCACUGACAAAGAGCUGGAGAGUGUGGCUUCCUUCAGAUCCUGGAAGAGGAUCCCCGUGGUGGUUUACAGGCAUCAAAAGAACGGGGCAGUGAUAGCUCGCUGCAGCCAGCCUGAGAUCAGCUGGUGGGGCUGGAGGAACACGGAUGAUGAGUACCUAGUAACGUCCAUUGCUAAGGCCUGUCACAUGGACUCUGGAGCCAAGGGGACAGCAACUAGCCGCCAAAGAGGGGAGGCUCCCGACUCCUGUGAUAGUGAUUUUGACUCAUCGCUGACGGGCGGCUCCGGCUGUGAUGACAGCACUGUUCCACACAAGCUGUUGAUUCUGGACGCCCGCUCAUACACUGCUGCUGUGGCGAACAGAGCCAAGGGUGGAGGCUGUGAAUGCGAGGAGUACUACCCAAACUGUGAGGUGAUGUUUAUGGGAAUGGCCAACAUCCAUGCCAUCCGCAACAGCUUCCAGGCUCUGAGGGCUGUCUGCAGUCAGAUCCCAGAUCCAGGAAACUGGCUGUCGGCUCUUGAGAGCACCCGAUGGCUGCAGCACCUGUCGGUCAUGCUGAAGGCAGCCACUCUGGUGUGUGGUGCAGUGGAACGGGAAGGCCGGCCUGUCCUGGUACACUGUUCAGACGGCUGGGACCGCACUCCCCAGAUAGUAGCCCUGGCCAAAGUUCUUCUAGAUCCUUACUACAGGACGUUAGAGGGUUUUCAGGUGCUUGUGGAGACUGAGUGGUUGGACUAUGGCCAUAAAUUCGGGGACCGGUGUGGCCACCAGGAGAACAUGGAUGACGUGAGCGAGCAGUGUCCUGUCUUUCUGCAGUGGCUGGAUUGUGUUCACCAGCUGCUCAAGCAGUUCCCCUGCCUGUUUGAGUUCAAUGAGGCCUUCCUGGUCAAGUUGGUGCAGCACACCUACUCAUGUCUUUACGGCACAUUUCUGUGCAACAACGCUCGAGAGAGGGAAGCAAAGAACAUCUACAAACGCACCUGUUCUGUGUGGUCCCUGCUCCGCGCAGGAAACAAGAACUUCCAGAACUUCCUCUACGUUCCUGGCCUUGAUGUGGUGCUGCAGCCAGUCUGUCACACUCGUGCACUACAGCUGUGGACAGCUGUUUACCUGCCCACGUCAUCCCCCUGCACAGCUGUGGAUGAAUCUGUGGAGCUCUACCUUCCCCCAUGUGUGGCUGGAGAUGAGCUCACCUCCCGCUCACUGGACAGACUUCCCAAGACUCGCUCCAUGGACAACCUGCUGACAGCUCUUGAGAGCGGGCUGCCUCUGACUCGAACGUCCAGUGACCCUAAUCUGAAUAAGCACUGCCAGGAGCCCUCGGCACCAGAGCCCUCAGGUGCUGUAGAAGACACAUCUGCAGACAGCUCUGGGGAAGACAUACCUGAUGGGACUGAGGAGGUGCAUUCAGCUGAUCAUGGUCUGGACAAUAGUGGACCAGGGGCAGAGUGCUCUGAAGAGCCGUGUCUUACCACACAGCCCCUGCCGUCUCUACCCCUGCCCCCUGUCUCUGUUGGCAUGAAUGACUCACCCACACACUCAAACACUGCCUUUAGCACUCCUGUCCUCCACCAGGCUUCGCCUCAAAUCACAAACCUUCCACUUCCAUCACCUCCACUGGAGACUGAAAGUCCAAGUAGGACUGCUGAACCUUCCUCACCCACCCAUAAAUCAGAGCCAUGCUUACCUCUGCCUUGCAAAAAUACUCAACCUGCAACCAACACCUUCAUCUUACUGUCCAAUGGACAUGUUGAUGGCGAAGCCAGUGGGCCCCCACAGUCAUCCACCCUGCUGACAUUGAAACAGCGGGGAGGCAGCAUGGGCGACUCCACUGAGACUCUCACAGAUGAAGGAGACCUUCCCCCUGUCUCGCCUUCUCCAUUACCCCAGCAUCUUGCUCAGAGUGAUUUCAGUGAUGAGGAUCAGCCACAGAAAGAGGAGAACUUAAGGACAGAUCUGGUGAAGGGAAGAGGGAGGACAUUGACGGAUACAGCAGCUGCUGUGGACUCUGCACAGGUGCCCCCUCGCCAUCUGACCUCCCAGGGCCAGCUGUCAGACCUGCCUCUGCUGGGCCUUCCAUGGGACAGUGUCCAGGGUCUGGUCCAGUCCACCUGUAGUCAUUCUGCCGUCAUCCGAGCCCUUCACCCCAGCAACUACCAGAGCCGCCAGCUUGCAGGUAAACUCCUCCGCUCACAGGGCUUCGCUGCUGCCUCCGGGUCCCAGUGCUGCCGAAGGGAGGCUCUAUGUUGUUCCAGCGGCUCUCUGCAGGCUGGAUGGCUGGCUGCAGCUCGGAGUUCAAGCUACAACGGCCUCUGUGGCCCUGCAUUCAACAGCUACUCCCUGGCAGUCCACCAGCUCCUACCAGCAUCAUAUUCCUCACUAUCAGCUUCUAGCUCCCCUCCCCCACCCCAGACCCCAGCGUACCUUGAUGACGACGGUCUGCCAGUGCCAUUGGACGCUGUGCAGCAAAGGCUGCGACAGAUCGAGGCUGGCUACAAGCAGGAGGUGGAGGUGCUGCGGCAGCAGGUGCGGCAGCUGCAGAUGAGGCUGGAGAGUAAACAGUUAAGCAGCCCACCCUCCGAGCCAGACAUCGACUAUGAGGAUGAUAUCACGUGUCUGAGGGAGUCAGACAACAGCAACGAGGAGGACUCCCUGUCCACUCACAGCGAGGACCGUCUGUCUGAGGGCAGCUGGGAUCAAGUUGAACCCAAGGACACAGAAGUCACAAGGUGGGUCCCCGACCACAUGGCCUCGCAUUGCUUCAACUGUGACUGUGAGUUCUGGAUAGCCAAGAGGCGUCACCACUGCAGGAACUGUGGUAACGUGUUCUGUAAAGACUGUUGUCACCUAAAGCUGCCCAUCCCGGACCAGCAGCUGUACGACCCGGUCUUGGUAUGCAACACUUGCAACGACCUGCUCCUGGAGUCGCGCACCCGCGAGAUCCGCAGCCAGCAGCUCAAGAAGGCCAUUGCCACAGCAUCCAGCUGAGAGAUGCACGACGACACGCGACCCACCUCUGCUUUGUCCUGCUCGUUUCUAACCGACGAGCAGAGCAACCCGUUCGCAACCUCAACAUGCCAAUGUUUUGGCUACGAGGGGUAGGGUGAGCAAUGAGGAGGAGGAGACGUUUGUCUUUGCGGGUGCAGUUUUGAAACAUAGAUGCACUUGAGGUUAGCAGGAAGCGUAGGUGGGUGAUGAUGCUGGUCAGAUAUAUUUCAGCCUGGGGUACUGCAGCGUCCUGCUGCCCCCACACAGCCCAGUCCUCUGACGGCGUCCUGUCUCUGUCCACCCACCUUUGUCCUGAAAGAACAGCUGCACCAUUCUAGCAGACUCUGUCUCGCUCUUUAAAGGACAAUCGCUCAACCUUCAUGUGUCGAGGUCUCCAAUGCCUCCACCUCUACCACUGGAGGCAACUUUAAAAGAGGAGAAAAAAAUGCUGCUACAGUAUUUAAAAGUCUAAUUUUGUAUUUUUAUUUUGUGCACUACUAGUUGUUGUAUUUGAGGGAGACCAAACUUGAGCAAAAGGGAGAAAUCUUCUGUUUACUUUGCUAAUGCAUCUUAUUCCUUGGAGCCGGAAUGUAACGUGCUGGGAUGACUGGAUCGAUUUCUGUUCUCGCUGGAAUCAUUUAAAUGUUCGUUGCUGCAACGUGUUCUUAGACUUCUGUGUAUGCACAGUCAGUGUGGUUCUGUCUUUGUCAUUGCUUUGCUCCACUGCAACCAUGUUGCAACAUCAGACAUCUUGAAGACUGCUGCUUGUUUUCUGAGCCAGUUGUUGAGAGGAGAGUUAGGAGGGUGGCAGAGGGAGUCAGGACCUUCAAGGUGCUGGUGGCUUUCCAUGAUGUAUCCGAGGGAAUCUCUAAAGGUUGGUGCUGAGAAUCUAGUCUCAACAUGUCAGUGUCCAUCAGAUGUGAACUGGCAGUAGACUGAAAAGAAUACCCAGAUUUCUUUUUUUGUUCUGGUGGGGAUGUUGGCCACUACCCCUCCCCUAAUAAAUGUGUUUUGUGUCUACUGGUUGUUUCUUGAAUCAAUAGUGCCAUAUUUGGUUUUGCCUACUUUAAAAGCCUUUUUCUUUGUUCUGGAAAGCAGCAGGUUUCUAAUUGGCCACGUCUGUGUAUAAUUUAUUGGUGCAAAUAUUUAGCUGCUUAAUAACACAGAUUCAAAUUAGGAUUAACAAAUUGUUGAAUUAGAUAAAGACAAUGAUGGGAUAUAACUAUGUGAACCUUUGAGGUUAACCAUUGUGUAAUGCUUAGGAUGUUUUUUGCACGAUAUUGAUGAAGUCGAAAUUCUCAAGAUGAAACAAAUCUUUUACCAACCGUUAUCUGAUCAGUAGUGGUGGCUAAAACAUGUUACCUAAUAACUGUUGUAAAGAAAAUGCACUGUAAAACUGAAAUCCCAUGAGUUAAAAUAAACCAUCAUAUCAUC